AUGGAGAGGUACAAGAUAAUUAAGGAAGUUGGUAAUGGUACAUUUGGGAGUGUGUGGCAAGCUUUGAAUAAACAAACCGGUGAAGUGGUUGCAAUUAAAAAAAUGAAAAAGAAAUAUUGUUCAUGGGAAGAAUGCAUAAACUUAAGAGAAGUCAAGUCAUUAAGAAAAAUGAUCCAUCCAAAUAUCAUUAAGCUUAAGGAAGUGAUUAGGGAAAAUAAUGACAUUUUAUACUUUGUGUUUGAAUACAUGGAGUGUAACUUAUAUCAGCUAAUGAAUGAUAGGCCUAACAUUUUCUCAGAAUCACAAGUGAGAAACUGGUGUUUCCAAAUAUUUCAAGGUCUUGCAUAUAUCCAUCAACGAGGAUAUUUUCAUCGCGAUCUUAAGCCAGAGAACUUGUUGGUUUCAAAAGAUACAACAAUAAAAAUUGCUGAUUUUGGUCUUGUUCGGGAGAUAAAUUCUCAUGCACCAUAUACAGAUUACGUCUCAACUCGUUGGUAUCGUGCACCUGAAGUUAUACUACGGUCACCGGUCUAUGGUCCUGCUGUUGAUAUGUGGGCAAUGGGUGCAAUAAUGGCUGAGUUAUUAACUCUUCGUCCUCUAUUCCCUGGUUUAAGUGAAGUAGAUGAGAUGUACAAAAUAUGCCGCGUUAUAGGUACGCCAUCAAAAAGUGAAUGGGCGCGCGGGCACGAACUUGCUAGUGCUAUUAACUAUCAGUUCCCGCAGAUUGGUGGUGUACAUCUUUCUUUGUUACUUCCAUCUGUUAGUGAGGAUGCAGUUAAUCUAAUCGCUUCGCUUUGUUCUUGGGAUCCUUUCAAGAGGCCAACUGCGGUCCAAGUUCUUCAGCAUCGGUUUUUCCAGAGUUGCUUUUAUAGACCUCCGUCGCUAUGUUCUAAGGCUGCUGUUGCUAGGACCCCUCCGUAUGCUGGAAUGCUGGGGGCCUUGGAGCAAAAAACCAAUAGGUGGUCGUCUAGUACUUUAACCAACGUCCCAAAGCCUAGUAGCAAUUUCUCUCAUGUCAAGUCACAGUAUAGCCCGAGUUUCCGGGCAAAGUUGCAAAUGAAUUAUCAGGAUGAAACGAAGAAUGAUAAAUCCCUAAAAGGCUCUAAUAGCCAACAAAAUAUUGUCAACAUGACCAUUAGUUGUUGUUGA
Messenger RNA from Nicotiana tabacum (common tobacco), 1149 nucleotides. NCBI's taxonomy places the organism in Eukaryota, Viridiplantae, Streptophyta, Magnoliopsida, Solanales, Solanaceae. The record is from RefSeq and is a predicted model, not a curated record.